GCGACAAACCCCCCCGCUCCAUCAAGCAACACCCCCUCAUUUUUUGCCCUACACCUCUCUCCUCCUCUUUCUUUCUUUCUUUCUUCCCUUUUUUUUUUUUUUUUCCUCAAACGGGAGAGGGGAAAAAAAAUAAAAUAAGAUAGAAAAGAACUCGCCAAAAUAAACUCACACCAUGUCCGGACUUGAGAAAGCUCUGUUCAACCUAAAGUUUACUGCAAAGCAGCUAAACCGACAGGCGGUCAAGGCCGGUAAGGAUGAGACGUCGGAAAAGGCAAAGAUAAAGAAGGCCCUCUCGCAAGGAAACCAAGAUAUCGCAAAGGUAUACGCACAGAAUGCCAUUAGGAAACAGAACGAGCGCCUGAACCUUCUACGCCUUGCCUCAAGAAUUGAUGCGGUGGCAAGUAGGGUACAGACUGCCGUGACCAUGAGGCAGGUCACCGGCAGCAUGGCGAAUGUGGUCAAGGGGAUGGAUAGUGCUAUGAAAACCAUGAACCUGGAAAAGAUUUCCUUGGUUAUGGACAAGUUUGAAACCCAGUUCGAAGACCUGGAUGUUGCGACUGGGUAUUAUGAGAAUGCAACCUCUUCCGCGACAGCCGUUGCUACUCCGCAAGAAGAUGUCGAUCGAUUGAUGGGUCAGAUUGCCGAUGAGAACGGGUUGGAGCUUACGCAAGAGUUGACGGCGGCGACCCCUUCUAGAGCAAAGAUUGGGCCGACAGAGCAGGAGGAGGACGUGCUUGGAGAGCGCUUGAGAGCUUUGAGAGGAUGAUGGGUUUACCCCAUAGACUGGGAUUACGUUAACCUGUAUGGACGUAACGAGUAUGAAGGUGACGAAAGCUGGGAUGAAAUGAAACAUUUUCUAUUAUUACUUGGAGUUGGCUCCGUGCUUCUUUUCUUUUUUUUUCUCUUUUCCCUUUCCUAUUUCAAUUCCUCUUUGUUCCCGUUCUUGCUUUGCGCCCGCCAGUGCAUUAGGGUUUUUUUUUUUCCUUCUUGAAUCCAUGUACCACCUUAGGUCGGGAACAAUAUCUACCGUUAGCUCCUUAACCGUUCUGUCUGAAGAAAUCGUCAUGUUUUCUCACUCGCUUAGCGCUCCCUAGCCGCUCACCCCCCAUGCCACCACGUUUUCAUCCGGUACUGUAUGUAACCAAAAGUAAUAAACACAAGAUAGCCGA
This is a messenger RNA of Tuber melanosporum (Perigord truffle), 1169 nucleotides long. RefSeq lists its product as uncharacterized. Gene Ontology annotation, biological process: protein transport; endosome transport via multivesicular body sorting pathway; late endosome to vacuole transport. The transcript has 5 exons. The coding region runs from base 173 to 766 and encodes 197 amino acids. Lineage: Eukaryota; Fungi; Ascomycota; Pezizomycetes; Pezizales; Tuberaceae. The record is from RefSeq and is a predicted model, not a curated record. Gene Ontology annotation, cellular component: multivesicular body; ESCRT III complex.